This is a messenger RNA of Oreochromis niloticus (Nile tilapia), 3006 nucleotides long. RefSeq lists its product as uncharacterized. NCBI's taxonomy places the organism in Eukaryota, Metazoa, Chordata, Actinopteri, Cichliformes, Cichlidae. The coding region runs from base 418 to 2409 and encodes 663 amino acids. The transcript is spliced from 16 exons. Gene Ontology annotation, molecular function: ubiquitin-protein transferase activity. The record is from RefSeq and is a predicted model, not a curated record.
UUGAGAAGAGCGGAGAACCAGAUUGUUGAUGGACACUUGGAUGCCACCAAAAGGAUCCUGAGAUCUGACUGUCUGACCCUGUAAAAUAUUAUUAAAGGAAUCGGAGGAAGGCAUAAAGAAGCCCCUUCCAAUUCAAACAAAUAUCAGCUUCUAGAUUAUCCACACAACCAAUCACACCCUGAGGGCACAACUGGGAGCCAACCACAGCUUUAGACUGAUAGAUUGCAGCUUGAGGUAAUGAAACUUCACCUGUUUAGAUGUUUGGUGGUUCCCUCUCAGCUAAGCAAGCGAACACUUAAUUAGCAUGAAAUCAGCUUAGAGUCACAAGAAGCCUGCAAAAAAGGAGGAAAAAAGAAUAAGGACAAAAUAAAGAAUGAGCAAAGAUUAGAUACUGUAAACAGUGUCGUUUUAGGAAGGAUGGCAUGUGAGAAGAAGCCAGUGUCACUGGUCAUCAAAGAAAACAUUGAAAUGAAAGUGUUUUCUUCCAAGGAGCCUUGUAAGGUCUUGAUAACACAGGAGGAAGAGGAGGAACACAGCUUUCACCAGCGAUACAUGGCGAGUCCUCUAUUCUCCGACUCUGAGGAAGCUCCUGAGCUGCAGGUCCAAACUCAACCCAGACACCAGGCUGGAACAGUGUCCCCAGACCAGGAAGAACCUCAGUGCUCUGCUGUGGUCUGCAAACAAGAAGUAGAGAUAGAGCUGGAGGUGAUUCCUCCUAUCAGAAAGUCAAAGAGUCAGCCAGCAAUGCCAUAUUCUAACAAAGCCGGUCAUCUCAAAUGGAAGAGACUGAUUCCUCAGAAGAAAAGACUGGUGGUUAAAGAUGUGGUCUGUUUACCCAGAGGACACUCUAUGUCACAGCUGGACAGACAAAUUGUUCCAAAGAAUAAAGACCAAGCAGCUCUGGAAGCCGUGGUAAUGACUGCUCGCAUCACCAUUGACCACAGCUGGUCAGCCACUCAGGUGGAGAGUCGACUGGCGAUGCUCUUCCAGGGACACUUUGUAAAAAAGGCAGGACAAAAGUUUUCAUUUACAUAUCUGCAGUGUGUGCAGAGCUCCAGAGUGCUGUUUGUCCCUGACACCCCUUCAGAGGGCUGGACUGGAGAGCAGGUCCUCAGGAUCUCUGAACAUGGUGCUUUAUAUAUCCUGAGCCACCACGACUACUCAGAGAAAGAAUCUGAAGGGUCAACAAGUGAGACACCUGUGGUAAAGAGCACAGACAGCUGCCAAGAUGGUAAAAGUGAGCUAAUAAUCCAGCCUCGCAUCUGCAAGGAUACAAAGAAGUCCAUUGUCGACCUGGACACCAUCCUGAGAGCGUUCAGACAGGAGAACGUAGAUCCAGGACUGAAAACUCACAUCCAGGUGAGGCGGACAGAUCUACUCCACGACGCUCUGGAGGUGGUGAGGAGGCCCGACUUCUGCUUCAGGGCGACGCCUGUUAUCUCCUUCAGUGGAGAAGAGCCCGACGGCCACGAGGCCCCUGUCAGAGAGUUUUUCAGGCUGAUUCUGCUGGAGCUGCAGCACAGCUGUGUGUUUGAGGGUCCUCCAGGAAGUCUGUUCUUGACAGGCAACCUCACAGCUCUUGAGGAGAGGAAGUACUAUGAAGCUGGGGUUCUAAUUGGCUGGUCGCUGGCUCAGGGUGGGCCUGGACCCUGUUGCCUUCACCCUGCGCUGUAUCAGGUGAUGUGUCGCCAGAGUAUAACAUUAGAAGACUUCAACUGGCGGGACAUUAUUGAUACUGAAGUCCAAAUCCAACUGAAAGAGCUGCAUAGUUGUACUGAUGUGAAACUGCUGUCUCCCAGUCUGUGCGACUGGGUGUCACGCUGCGGGAUCCCUGACAUCUGUUCAGCUCGCUCUGAUGAAAUACCAGCCAUUUAUAGUCACCUGGUAAAACACUACAUCUACGACAGGGUGACUAACAUGAUCUCCCAGUUUACUGAGGGGCUGAAUAGCUGUGGUAGGCUGUGGGACAUGGUUCAGUUCUACUGGAAAAUAUUUGCCCCAGUUAUGACGAAUGCACCGCGGCAGCAUCUGACUUUAGAAGAGUUCAAGCAGCUUUUUACCAUCAACUUUAGCUGUUCAGACUCCCAGCUGAGGGCAGAUGAGGAGGCCACAGCUGGACACUGGGAAACAAUCCUCACAUUAGUCAGCGACAGCAAGGCAGAGUUUUCCUUUGAAGACCUCCUCACCUUCAUCACUGGAGCUGACCGUUUGCCUCCUCUCAGCUUCCCCAGAUUAAUCUCUCUGUGUUUUUACUCCCAGGAUGCCAGUAUGCCAGAUGUGCAUCUGCCUCAUGCCUCCACCUCUUCUCUGGAGCUGUACCUGCCAAGGGGAGUGGCUGGGGCUGUGGACCUGCUGGCAUUGUUGAACACAGCUGUGCACAAGGCGCUGAGAGGCGGAGAGGACAACUGAAGAGAAGUGAUGAUGAGAUCAUGAAGAGAAUUCCCUCUCACUGGAGAUUAAAGGUUUCUGUGUGAGGUUAACAACAUGACUAAAAUGAAACUGUGUGCAGUAGAAGUGCUGCUCUGUGCUCACUUUGUUGCACGUAACACAAUGGUGGAGAUUAGACCAAUGUGUGCAUUGUUUAAAGACAGAAUCUGAUGGUUUUAAAGCAUGUAGUGUAUAUAAUAGAACCUGUGCACUUUUUUUUUUUUUUUUUUUUUUUCUCAUUAGAAUGAUCACAUAUUUUAGUAGAACUGGAAGAAAUUAUGGUCUACAUACUAUAAGAAAACUUAAGGCUUUUUUUUGGCAAGUCAGAGUUGAUGGAUCCAUGUUCAGUUUACUUUGAGAUAGGGUGACCUUGGGUUAGUUUUGUUUUUCUUUUAAUCUUUUAUUAGUUAUUCAAAAUAGCAGUUAUUAAACUCUAUGCUCCAGUGCUAAAAUAAUUUCAGAUUGAAUUUUAAAUGCAUAAGUUCAAUAUACAUUUACACACUAAUAGAUGUUGUUCUUGAUAAUCUGUAUAUGCUGUGCUUUAGAAAUGCAUGUUGAAUAAAGUUUCAUUUAAAAAUA